AUGGCAUCGGCGGCCUAUACAGACUGCAUAUUGCUCUUUGGAGAUUCUCUCACUCAGGCUUGGUCCCCAGGCUCGCUCGCCCAACGCAUGGCAGAGCAUUAUCUACGUCGUCUAGACAUUGUCAACCGUGGCUAUGGAGGCUACAACUCUGACUGGGCGUCACCCGUAUUCGAGCAAAUCUUUACAAAGGCGUCUGUCAGGGAAGCAGGUCAAUCUCAAGCUGUACGAAUGAUAACCAUCUGGUUUGGGGCCAAUGACGCUGUCCUUCCUGGUCAGAGGCAACAUGUCCCCUUGGACAGGUACAAGACCAACCUGUCCAAGCUCAUCUCCCUCAUUCGCUCCCCUGCUUCCGAAUGGUACUCUCCUCAGACCAAGAUCAUUCUGAUAAACCCUCCACCCAUCAUCGAAACCGCAUGGCACCUGAGCUCGCUGCAAAAAUGGCGCGAUUUUGGAAGUAAAGGCGAUCCACCCACGCCCAACCGGGACAGACGAGUGACCAAACAGUACGCAGAAGCAUGCGUGGAGGUCGCAAAAGCAGAGGGAGUCGACGUGAUAGAUUUCUGGAAUACCCUGGUACAGAGAGCCGGCGGAGAGGAACCUGAACGUCUCGCACCGUUCUUCUAUGAUGGCUUACACUUGACGGCUGAGGGUUACAAGGUCUUGUUCGAAGCUUUGAAAGGUUUGAUCAACUCGAAAUACCCCGAGCUGAACCCGGAGACGAUGGAGAUGAGGAUGCCUCACUGGGCAGACGUCGGGCUCGAUGCUCCUGAGAAAGCCUUCGAGGGGGUGCAACGACGUAGACUGAUAGGAGAGCUAUGA
Molecule: messenger RNA, 819 nt
Organism: Tremella mesenterica DSM 1558
Lineage: Eukaryota; Fungi; Basidiomycota; Tremellomycetes; Tremellales; Tremellaceae
Exons: 7
Coding region: 1-819 (272 amino acids)
Source: RefSeq, a predicted model, not a curated record